Molecule: messenger RNA, 1058 nt
Organism: Aspergillus sclerotioniger CBS 115572
Lineage: Eukaryota; Fungi; Ascomycota; Eurotiomycetes; Eurotiales; Aspergillaceae
Gene: alg13
Product: N-acetylglucosaminyldiphosphodolichol N-acetylglucosaminyltransferase catalytic subunit ALG13
Exons: 3
Coding region: 156-755 (199 amino acids)
Biological process (GO): dolichol-linked oligosaccharide biosynthetic process
Cellular component (GO): extrinsic component of endoplasmic reticulum membrane; UDP-N-acetylglucosamine transferase complex
Molecular function (GO): hexosyltransferase activity
Source: RefSeq, a predicted model, not a curated record
CCUCCCUUCCCCCCCUCCCUUCUCUCCACACCUCCCAACAAUGUUGAUCAUCGAGUCGGUAGUAUCGUCCAGGUCCCGACUCACGCUGCUAUGAUCCCUUCACCACUCACUGUCAACAAGCCCUAAACCACCCCCUCACCCACCCCGGAUUCACAAUGGGAGCUGCUGUAAAGGUAUGCUUCAUCACCGUCGGUGCUACGGCUUCUUUCCACCUUCUUCUACACUCCAUCCUAGAGGAUGACUUCCUGCUGGCACUGCGGCGACUGGAAUUCACGCACUUGCUCAUCCAGUAUGGCAAGGAUGGCCAAUCUCUCUGGGACGCCUUCCAAAGCAGAUGUCCGCCCGCCAGUGAGGGUCGACAUGGACUGGAAAUUGAUGGCUUUGAUUUCAACCAAGCCGGGCUGGACGCAGAGAUGCGCCUGACUCGGGCCAGUCCCCCCGAGGGCCGGACUGGGGGGUUGAUUAUCAGUCAUGCAGGAUCGGGAAGUAUCCUUGGGGCCCUGCGACUGGGCGUGCCUCUUGUUGUUGUCCCCAACCCGACUUUGAAAGAUAAUCACCAGGAAGAACUGGCACAGGAACUCCAGAAGCAGGGAUACGUAGUCGCGAGCGACUAUCGGGACAUGGCGAGCGCAUUAGACCGUGCAGAGGGACUGCGAACCCGGAUGCUGACUUGGCCGCCUGUGUGUGGAGUAAGCCAGAGGCGCCAACAAACGCUGGGGGACGUGAUGUCUGACGAGCUAGGCUUCUUAGAUUGAAGUCGCAUUCGAGACUCUGUUGAUCUCAGGGGUGAAGUCGCGUGAAGCGGCGCAUUGACGGCGGUUGACCUGCAACUUGUCUAUGCUCAAUUCUUCACUAUGGUGUGAGACCAGAAGCUUCGAGAGCAUCGAGAUCGUCUAGGAUUUGAGAUCCCCGGGGCCGAGGACCCUGAACCCGACCAUAUAAUAGUGGAAGGAACGGUCAUACGACCUGCUAGUGAUUAUAACAGCGCAUGGAACGGUGAAGCGCCUACUAUUAGACUUACCUACUACAACAAUGCACCCAUUAAUUUAAGGCUCGUC